AGUGCUCUGGUCACAUGACGCAGUGACGUCGUUGCCGGAAGCAGCCUCGUUCUGGCCGUCAGGGCAACACCUAGAAAAAAAAAUACAUCCCCGACGACGCGCCUGAAGCCCCUAAUAUGGGCGAAUUUUAACACUAAAAACCAACUCGUUUCGGCACUUUACCCUUUAACACUACAAGAGGAAUCCGGUCGGUUGUGAUUUAGCUCGUUUUAACGGUCGUUUGAGCCAUGUCUCGGGGCGCGCUGCAGCCGAGCCAGCAGAAGCUGGCGGAGAAACUGACGAUCCUCAACGACCGCGGCAUCGGGAUGCUCACGCGCAUCUACAACAUCAAGAAGCAAGGACAAGUUUGGAAGGCCUGUGGAGAUCCCAAGGCAAAACCUUCCUACCUAAUUGACAAAAACCUGGAGUCAGCCGUGAAAUUCAUCGUCAGAAAAUUCCCAGCCGUUGAGACGCGCAACAACAACCAACAGCUUGCACAACUACAAAAAGAAAAGUCAGAAAUACUGAAGAAUCUAGCACUAUAUUACUUCACCUUUGUGGACGUUAUGGAAUUUAAGGACCACGUUUGUGAACUGCUGAACACUAUUGAUGUCUGUCAAGUUUUCUUUGACAUUACUGUAAAUUUUGACCUCACAAGGAACUACCUGGAUUUGGUGGUGACGUACACUACCCUGAUGAUGCUGCUUUCUCGAAUUGAGGAGCGCAAAGCGAUAAUCGGCCUGUACAACUAUGCCCACGAAAUGACACACGGUUCAAGUGAUCGAGAAUACCCCAGGCUUGGACAGAUGAUUGUGGACUAUGAAAACCCAUUGAAAAAGAUGAUGGAGGAGUUUGUUCCUCAUGGAAAAUCGCUGUCAGAUGCACUGGUCUCCCUGCAGAUGGUCUACCCACGCCGGAAUCUGUCUGCAGAUCAGUGGAGGAACGCUCAGCUCCUCAGUUUGAUUAGUGCUCCUAGCACCAUGCUCAACCCGGCUCAAUCCGACACGAUGCCCUGUGAAUACCUAUCCUUGGACACCAUGGAGAAAUGGAUCGUCUUCGGGUUCAUCUUGUGUCAUGCGGCUCUGAACAGUGACCCUGCGGCUCUCAGUUUGUGGAAGUUGGCUCUUCAGAGCAGUUCCUGUCUCUGUCUAUUCAGGGACGAGGUCUUCCACAUUCACAAAGCUGCCGAGGAUCUCUUUGUAAACAUUCGCGGUUACAACAAACGUGUCAAUGACAUCCGCGAAUGCAAGGAGUCUGCUCUGUCACAUGCGGGCUCCAUGCACAGAGAACGGCGCAAGUUCUUGAGGUCUGCCCUAAAAGAGCUCGCCACAGUUCUAGCGGAUCAGCCAGGUUUACUGGGUCCCAAGGCUCUGUUUGUGUUCAUGGCUCUCUCUUUCGCCCGUGAUGAGAUCAUUUGGCUGCUCAGACAUGCCGACAACAUUCAGAAGAAAAGCACAGAUGACUUCAUUGACAAGCACAUUGCAGAGCUGAUCUUUUACAUGGAGGAGUUGAGGGCACAUGUACGGAAGUAUGGCCCGGUGAUGCAGAGAUACUACGUGCAGUACCUAUCUGGCUUUGACGCUGUGGUGCUCAAUGAGCUUGUGCAGAACCUGUCAGUCUGCCCAGAGGAUGAAUCCAUUAUCAUGUCAUCUUUCGUGAACACUAUGACCUCUCUCAGUGUUAAACAAGUUGAAGAUGGUGAAGUGUUUGAUUUCAGAGGGAUGAGGCUAGACUGGUUUAGACUGCAGGCUUACACCAGUGUGUCCAAGGCCUCACUAGGACUGGCAGAUCACAGGGAGUUGGGAAAGAUGAUGAACACCAUCAUCUUCCACACCAAGAUGGUGGACUCUCUGGUGGAGAUGCUUGUGGAGACUUCUGACCUUUCCAUUUUCUGCUUUUACAGCCGAGCCUUUGAAAAGAUGUUCCAGCAGUGUCUCGAACUGCCGUCCCAGUCUCGAUACUCCAUCUCCUUCCCUCUGCUCUGCACCCACUUUAUGAGCUGCACCCAUGAGCUCUGCCCUGAAGAGGUGAGUCGCACUGACCUGGAAUCAGUCCAACAGGCCCCAAGAGGAGCACAAAUGUCAGAUUCACUUCACAGGAGGCACCACAUUGGAGACCGCAGCCUGUCCCUUUGCAACAUGUUCCUGGACGAGAUGGCCAAGCAAGCCCGCAACCUCAUCACAGACAUAUGCACAGAGCAGUGCACCCUGAGCGACCAGCUACUGCCAAAACAUUGUGCCAAAACCAUCAGUCAGGCCGUGAACAAGAAGUCGAAAAAGCAGACUGGGAAGAAGGGUGAACCGGAGAGAGAGAAACCUGGUGUUGAGAGCAUGAGGAAGAAUAGACUCCUGGUCACCAAUCUGGACAAACUGCACACUGCCCUCUCAGAGCUCUGCUUCUCCAUUAACUACGUCCCUAACAUGAUGGUCUGGGAGCACACCUUCACCCCACGCGAGUACCUGACCUCCCACCUGGAGAUCCGCUUCACUAAGUCCAUAGUUGGGAUGACCAUGUACAACCAGGCCACACAGGAGAUCGCCAAACCAUCAGAGCUGCUCACCAGCGUGCGGGCCUACAUGACAGUGCUGCAGUCCAUUGAGAAUUAUGUGCAGAUUGACAUCACCAGAGUGUUUAACAACGUGCUGCUGCAGCAGACCCAACACCUGGACAGCCAUGGAGAACCAACCAUCACCAGCCUCUACACCAACUGGUAUCUGGAGACUUUACUGCGGCAGGUUAGCAAUGGUCACAUCGCUUACUUUCCUGCCAUGAAGGCCUUCGUCAACUUGCCCACAGAGAAUGAGCUCACCUUCAAUGCAGAGGAGUAUUCCGACAUAUCUGAAAUGCGCUCGCUGUCUGAGCUGCUGGGUCCAUACGGGAUGAAGUUCCUCAGCGAGAGCCUCAUGUGGCACAUCUCUUCCCAGGUGGCCGAACUCAAGAAACUUGUGGUGGACAAUGUGGAGGUUCUUACCCAGAUGAGGACCAGUUUCGACAAGCCGGACCAUAUGGCAGCACUCUUUAAGCGGCUCACAUCGGUUGACAGCGUGCUGAAACGGAUGACCAUCAUCGGCGUGAUUUUGUCGUUUCGCUCUCUGGCUCAGGAAGCUCUCAGAGAUGUGCUGUCCUGCCACAUUCCCUUCCUGGUGAGCUCCGUGGAAGACUUCAAAGACCACAUUCCUCGUGAAACUGACAUGAAGGUGGCCAUGAACGUGUAUGAGCUGUCUUCUGCCGCAGGCCUGCCCUGUGAGAUCGACCCUGCUCUGGUUGUGGCUCUGUCUUCCCAGAAGUCUGAAAAUAUUAGCCCAGAGGAAGAGUACAAGAUCGCCUGCCUGUUGAUGGUCUUCGUGGCCGUUUCCAUGCCGACCCUGGCCAGCAACGUGAUGUCACAGUACAGUCCCGCAAUAGAAGGUCACUGCAACAACAUUCACUGUCUGGCUAAAGCGAUAAACCAGAUUGCCGCUGCGCUGUUCACUAUCCACAAGGGCAGCAUAGAGGAUCGCCUGAAAGAGUUUCUUGCCCUCGCCUCCUCCAGCCUGCUGAAGAUUGGACAGGAGACGGAUAAAACCACUACACGAAACAGGGAGUCUGUUUACCUGCUUCUGGACAUGAUCGUUCAAGAAUCACCAUUCCUCACCAUGGACCUCUUGGAAUCCUGCUUCCCAUAUGUCCUGCUCCGGAAUGCCUACCAUGCCGUAUACAAGCAGUCUGUGUCUUCAUCCGCGUAAGAGUUCCUGUGUGAAGAGCACUCGAGGGGCGGAUACUUCAACCCUCAUUCCAUAUUCCUCUGUAGGAUUCUCCAAUGUUAUAGUCUUACCAGUUCAAGACUUUUAAUGGGAUCAAAUCUUUUAUAACACUGAAUAAAGAGGGAAAAAAGGAAAAAAAUGAUUUGUUUAUUGUCCACUUACAAUAAUCGAAUUUGAUCCCAGGGACUAGUGACACUAAUUACCUUUUUUUUUUUCUUUUUUUUUUUUUUUUGGUUUGUGUUUUAAUUUGCAAUGGUUAAACUUGGAAACAAACACAUUAAAUAGUUAAUUGUGUGUGGUGGGACAUGGGGGGAGGGCAAGGGUGAAUUGUUAAAAACUCUACAUCAUGCUAAAAUGCUUGUUGCGAUAACAGAUGCCUCUAUGAAACAGUGAUUCUUUUUUUGAUGUUGUUCUAGAUCUAAUCUGUGUGGGUUACUGCGUGCUUUCUCUCUCUCUCUCCCUCCCUGUGAAUUUGCAUUUAUUUUUCAUUACACUUUGUGUUUCUUUGACAUACUUGCCAAAUUGAUAGAUAUAACAUCUCAUUUGGAUUGAAAAGGCAGAAUUGUGCAUAACUACAUGUUAUAAAAGCAACCUAGUGUUGUUUGUACAAAGCAUAGUAUAAUUUUUUAACUAACUUUCAUGAUGCCUUGUGGCAUUGACACUCCAUUGUACCUGUCUGUGAGCUAUAAUAAACAUUCUUACAUAUUUAUUGAAUGUUUAUCAGUUGUUCCCCCCCUCCUCUCCCUUAAACGGUUUUAUAUGUUUUGGAUUUUUUGGAAAUGACAAUGUAUCUUCCAUAACAUGAAUAAACAUCAGGUCAUAUGCA
Molecule: messenger RNA, 4548 nt
Organism: Ctenopharyngodon idella (grass carp)
Lineage: Eukaryota; Metazoa; Chordata; Actinopteri; Cypriniformes; Xenocyprididae
Gene: nckap1
Product: NCK-associated protein 1
Exons: 31
Coding region: 228-3704 (1158 amino acids)
Biological process (GO): cortical actin cytoskeleton organization; cell projection assembly; cell morphogenesis
Cellular component (GO): SCAR complex
Source: RefSeq, a predicted model, not a curated record